Molecule: messenger RNA, 807 nt
Organism: Meloidogyne enterolobii
Lineage: Eukaryota; Metazoa; Nematoda; Chromadorea; Rhabditida; Meloidogynidae
Source: the annotation of a GenBank genome assembly
AUGAUGUUAGAAUCACUUGAUCGUUUAUUCCUCUUUCUAACACGUCUACCUUGUUCUGCUUUACAUUUUAUUGGAUGGAUGAGUUGGUCAGCAUCUAGUUUAUCUUUAGUGUUACUUAAUAGUGAUAAACUACUUUAUUUUUGUUUUCCCUUACAUUAUCGAAUAAUUAAAUCUGUUAGGAGAACAGUUAAACUUUGCCUUUUUGUUUGGAUUUUAUCUUGUUGUUUUGUCAGUUAUGUAUGGCUUUCAAAUAUUUUAAAUAUUGGGCCUUCAAAAUAUUUUGUUAGAUGCUCGACAAGUUUAAAUACUGGAAAAUUACAUAUUUUUACUUUUUAUACUCUUCUUGUUUGUGUUCUACCUAUUUUCUCCUCAUUAAUUGUUAGCUGCCAUCUGUUACGUUUGAUGAGCCGUAAAAGAAGACACAGUCUUCGAACAACUUUACAAAUUACAAGUUCUACUAGUAGUGAAGAACAAAUAACAUUAGCACCUGCUUUUACAAGAAAAGUCCGUUCACUAGUUUUUAUCUUCAUAACAACAGUUUGGACUGCCAUAAGUCUCUUGCCUUAUCGUGUAUUUGUAUUAGCACAAUACAACUAUCUCGAUACUAUGCUAGCUGAUAUUUGUGGAUGGAAGGCUUUAUGGUUAAGUCAAUUGGGGUGGCUACUACAUUAUUUACUUAAACUUAAUCCGAUUGUUAAUCCUUGUAUUACGGCUUUUAUUUAUCAUCCCUAUCGAAUGGAUUUUGCCAAACGAUUAAAUAGACGUUUUCACAGCAGUACAAGAACACAGGAGGAGGCUGAACUUUAA